AUGGCGCCAUCAGAGCUUAAGGGUGUCCUCGUCGCUCUCAUCACCCCUUUCACCCCGGACCAGAAGUCCAUCGACACGGCCGCCCUCGACGCACACAUCCAGCGCCUCAUUGCAGCAGGUAUCCAUGGUCUCGUACCAGGCGGUAGCACAGGUGAAUUCACCGCCCUCAGCGCCGAGGAGCGCAAAAUUCUCGUCGAACAGUCCGUCAAGUCCGCUGCAGGCCGUGUGCCCGUCGUCGCUGGUAUUGGCGACCUUUCCACUGUCCGCGCCGUCGAGCACGCUGUCCAUGCCGCCUCAGUUGGAGCCAGCGCCCUGAUGGUCGUUCCCCCCUUUUACGACGCGCCUAACUUGACUCAACUGCGCGAGCUUCUCAAAGAGAUCCACGAAGCUUCCAAGCUGCCCAUCGUCUACUACAAUAUUCCUUCCGCUAGCGGUGUCAGCCUGUCGCCCGCCGAGAUCGCCGGACUCUCCGAAGUUGGCGUUACGCACUUGAAGGAUACUUCCGGAAAUGCACCCGCUCUCACGGAGCUGCUCUUCAGCGCCGCCAGCACUUCGCGUAUCACGGCUUUCAACGGAUGGGACACCCUCACCUUCUACGGUCUCGCUGCCGGCGCUAAGGGCUCCGUGUGGGGCGCAACCAACAUCAUCCCUGAGCUGUCGAGCGAGUUGUGGAAGACGGUGGCUGAGGAGGCUGAUCUGAAGAAGGGAAGGGAGUUGUGGACCAAGAUCUUCCCUAUCUGCAAGUUCUUGGAGUCGCAUAACUAUGCUUCAGCCGUCAAGACCGGUAUGGAGCUUCGUGGAUGGAAGACGGGUGGACUUCGCAAGCCUUUUGCUCUGCUGGACGGCGAGGCAAGAAAGGAGCUUGCGACGUUAUUGAAGGAUGCCGGUGUUGAAGUUGUAGCUUGA
Messenger RNA from Colletotrichum karsti, 906 nucleotides. RefSeq names its product dihydrodipicolinate synthase. The record is from RefSeq and is a predicted model, not a curated record. Bases 1 to 906 code for a protein of 301 amino acids. Gene Ontology annotation, cellular component: cytosol. Gene Ontology annotation, molecular function: N-acetylneuraminate lyase activity. Gene Ontology annotation, biological process: N-acetylneuraminate catabolic process. NCBI's taxonomy places the organism in Eukaryota, Fungi, Ascomycota, Sordariomycetes, Glomerellales, Glomerellaceae. The transcript has a single exon.